Molecule: messenger RNA, 3862 nt
Organism: Gossypium raimondii (Peruvian cotton)
Lineage: Eukaryota; Viridiplantae; Streptophyta; Magnoliopsida; Malvales; Malvaceae
Exons: 22
Coding region: 142-3654 (1170 amino acids)
Source: RefSeq, a predicted model, not a curated record
CCAAAAAAUCAAAAGACAAACACGCUCCUUCCAUUUUCAUCUCUUCUCUUUCCUUACUUUCAGCUCCUCUGAUUCUUAUAGCUCAAAGCUCCCUCUUUCUCUUUCACUUUCUGCUAUUCUUUCUAAAAAAAUUCUCACAUUAUGUUCACUGAAGGGUUAGACGAAUCUGCAAUAAACUGGAUCAACCAGGGAAAAGAAACAGAUCAAGAACCCAGAAUUAGAUCGCCAUUGACUGAAAAGCUAGCACCUCACGACUCAUUCCCCAAAUCACCUCUUAUUUACAACACUGCCACUCUUUUAUCUCCCCAUGUCUUGCCUCCUCCUCUCAAAUUCCGCUCUGGCUUGCUUGGACCUCAUAGUGUUAUAGCUCCUGCUCUCCAUGAAGAUGACGAUGACAGCAACGAAGACGAAAGCGUAGCUUCGGUUUCUGAUGAUAUUUCCGGUGGAGAUGCUGGGAAUGGGAUUUUUUCUGAUGAGGAGGAGAUGUUUGAAAGAACAAAGUGUAGCUCAAAGUUGACUAGAGGGUUUUCAAAGCAGGAUUUGAAGGUUGAGUUGCCUGACACUAAUAGAAGAUUUACUGAUGGUGAUCUGGGUAUUAAGGAUUUUGCUAAGAAAGAUCUUACUUCAGCUGCCACUGGAGGGGGUAGUUUUGGACUCCGGGAACGAGUUCAAAUACAUAAUGCACAUGGAACUAUUCGAGGUUAUGUUAACAAUACAUUUAAAGAUGUUGAAGAUUUGGGGACACCAAGUGCACCUCCUAUAUUGGAUAUUGGAAGAGAAGGGAGUGAUGAAGAAGAAAUUGAGCAAAUUCAGGAUGGAACCUACAAGCCAGUACAAGCAGAUUGUUUUGAUGUCAGUGCAGAAGGAUUACCAGUUUUGAAAUCUGAGUCGUUGAGUUGCCCUGAACUUGCUGAAGAAAGGGUAAAUGAGACUGCAAAUACAAACAAAGAAGAAAAGAUGCCUUAUUGGCAAAAUAACAUGUCUGAUGACUUGCAUCACUAUAACGCCAGUGGUCAAUAUGCAUGGCAGACUUUAAUUGCUUAUGAUGCAUGCAUCCGGUUAUGUCUAUACGCAUGGGCAAGAGGCUGUCCUGAGGCUCCUGAAUUUCUGCGUGAUGAGUGCCUUCUACUGCGAAGUGCCUUUGGGCUACACAAAUUUUUGUUGCAACCACGAGGUGUACAACCAGUAGAAGUGAGCACUACUAAAAGUGUAGAACAAGUUUCAUUGAAGGCAAAGAAGAUUGUUGGAAAAAUAAGAGUGGAAGUGAAGAAACUUCGCAUUAUUCCGAGGAGGAAACUCAGGAGUAUGUACUCUCAGCGAAGUGCAAUGUACAUGCAAGUGGGAGCAGAGUAUGUGCGGCAUGUCUCAUCACUUGUGAAAACCGGCAUGAAUUCUCUUAAAAUAGGCUCAUUUCCAGUGGCGUCUGAAGAGCCAUUAUCUUGCUUAUUCCAGCUGAAGAGUGCUACAGAAGAUACCAAAGUUGAACCAAGUUCAGCCAUCUGCUUGCACCCGGGGGGUGGUGAUUACCAUGUCUUUUUCCCAGAGACUGAAGGUGAUGCUCUUUUGGUGGAAGUCCAAGACAAGAAGAAAUUAGUCCAGGGAAGAGCAACAAUACCAGUUUCAUCUUUGAGUGAUAAUCCUAAUGAGAGAAUCAGAUGGUGGCCCAUAUACCAUGAAGAUGAAGAAUGUGUCGGGAAGAUCCAGCUAUCAAUUGGAAGUACAAUUACUAGUGAUGAGACGAGUCAGAUAAAGAGUGGGCCUGUUGUGGAGACUCUAGCGUACGAUCUACUCCUUGAGGCUUCAAUGCGUGCACAAUGUUUUCAUUCCAGAAACUUGAGGUUACAGGGACCAUGGCAGUGGUUAUUGACUGAGUUUGCUGACUACUACGGAGUUUCUGAUUCAUAUACAAAAUUGAGAUAUCUAUUACAUGUCAUGAAUGUAGCCACACCAACAAAAGACUGCUUAGAGCUUGUAAAUGAGUUGCUUGUACCCAUUUUAAAGGCCAGGAAUGAAAAAAGCUUGACAAGACAGGAGAAAGGCAUACUGCUGGGUUGUGAAACACAAAUUGAGAGUCUCUUGGCAAAUGCUUUUGAAAACUACAAAUCGUUGGAUGAGAAAUCUCCCACAGGGCUAGCUGACUUGUUUGGACCAACCCAGGAGACUGCAGCACCAGCUCUAGCUCCUGCUGUUCAAGUAUACACUCUGCUUCAUGAUAUACUAUCUCCUGAUGCUCAGACCACGUUGAGAAACUAUUUGCAGACUGCAGCCAGAAAAAGGUGUCGGAAACACAUGAUUGAAACUGAUGAGUUUGUUUCAAACAACUCUGAAGGUUUUCUCUUGGACUCCAUUACCAUCUCAACAGCUUAUUUGAAAAUGAAGAAUCUGUGUACAAAUAUUAGCAAAGAAAUUCAGGCAGACAUCAAGAUCCACAAUCAGCACAUACUUCCCAGUUCGAUUGACCUGUCAAACAUCACAGCUGAAGUAUAUAGCACUGAGUUGUGUAAGAGGCUUACCAGUUUCCUUGCUGCAUGGCCUCCAUCUUGUCCUGCAUCACAUGUUAAUGAACUUUUGAUUGCAAUUGCGGAUUUCGAGAGGGAUCUUGAGUCAUGGAACAUCAGUCCUGUGCAGGGUGGAGUAGACUCAAGGAGUUUGUUCCACAAUUAUAUAAUGGUUUGGGUUGAGGAUAUGCAGCUUAAGUUACUCGAUCUCUGUAAGGCUGAAAAGGUGCCCUGGUCAGGAGUAACAACAAAUCAUUCAACCUCACCCUUUGCUGAAGAAAUGUAUGAGAAGAUCAAAGAUUCCCUUAUUGGAUAUGAAGUGGUUAUCAAUCGAUGGCCUCAGUACUCGCUGGUCUUGGAAAAUGCUGUUGCCAAUGUGGAAAGAGCCAUUAUUAAAGCACUAGAGAAACAAUAUAAUGACAUCUUGACUCCUUUGAAAGAUAGUAUUCCGAAAAGACUUAAUAUGCAUGUCCAGAAGCUGACAAGAAGGCAGUCGACAGCUCUAUAUUCGGUUCCCAGCCAAUUAGGAAUUUUCCUCAACACUGUGAAGAGAAUUCUUGAUGCCUUGCACUGUAGAGUGGAGGAUGUGUUAAAGUCUUGGGCAGCUUGUCUGCCCAUCACAGGAGACAAGAAGUCACUGUUUGGGGAGCAGAUGAAUGGGAUCACUGUCAUGUUGAGAACAAAGUACAAAAAUUACUUGCAGGCAACAGUAGAGAAGCUUGUUAACAAUACACAAGCAAAUAGAAAUACGAGACUGAAAAGGAUACUUGAGGAAAUAAAGGAAGAAGAUGGAGAGGCAGAAAUCCGUGAGAGAAUGCAGAUGCUGAGUUCACAACUGAUUGACUCUAUAUCUAACAUAAAUGAGGUCUUCACAAGUAGGAUAUUUGUAGCAACCUGCCGCGGAUUUUGGGAUAGGAUGGGACAGAUCGUACUGAAAUUUCUUGAAGGAAGGAAGGAAAACCGAGUGUGGUAUAAUGGAUCAUACUAUGCUUUGGGGAUACUGGAUGACACCUUUGCAUCCCAAAUGCAGCGGUUGCAAGGAAAUCAGCUCCAAGAAAAAGAUGUAGAGCCGCCUCGAUCGGUAAUUGAAGCUCGGUCUAUCCUCUGCAGAGAACCGGCUAAUGCAACGGAUUCAUCUACCUACUUCUACGUUUAAUACUAAUACUGUUUUGCAUAUUGUUAAUAUACGUACAGCACAAAGACAGUUUCCAACUCAUAUAUUCUUUUUGUAUAUGUCAAAAUAUAUAUACCCAGAUGCUGCCCAAAAACGCCAUUAAAUCAUUCUUAUGUUUUUCAUAUUCAAAACAUCUUGUAUUCUUUUUCUGAUUGAAAUUACAUUGAAAUAAAAACAGUUUCUCAGCUUA